AUGUCUGACAACGUCGGCCUCUCGACGCCGCGCGGCAGCGGCACCUCGGGCUACGUGCAGCGAAACCUCGCGCAGAUGCGGCCGCGCGACUACGGCGCGCCGUACCCUCCGAAAGACGCCGACUCGCUGCGUCACAAGCCGCGGGUCCCCGAUAAGGAGAUUCUCGAGCACGACCGCAAGCGCGAGAUCGAGGUCAAGGUGCUCGACCUGCGCGACACCCUCGAGGACGAAGGUCUCGAGGAAGAAGAGGUCGAGAAGCGAUGCGACGAGCUGCGACAGAAGCUGCUCGCCGAGCUCGAGAGCAAGAAGAACUCCCGCGGCGGCGGCGGACCGGUGCGGAAGCACUUCAAGAGUCACCAGGUGCACGAGAUGGCGGACGCCAAGAUGAAGGAGAGCGAGAGGCUGAGGAGCGCGUUGAGGAUAAGCAAGGACUACGAGGAGGGCAGCCAUUGGAGGAGACAGGAGGAGCGGUUGAGGAACGCCGUGGAGAGAGAUGCCAAGAAAGAAGAGGUCGACUAG
Molecule: messenger RNA, 519 nt
Organism: Colletotrichum karsti
Lineage: Eukaryota; Fungi; Ascomycota; Sordariomycetes; Glomerellales; Glomerellaceae
Product: pre-mRNA-splicing factor cwc21
Exons: 2
Coding region: 1-519 (172 amino acids)
Source: RefSeq, a predicted model, not a curated record